Molecule: messenger RNA, 588 nt
Organism: Malassezia vespertilionis
Lineage: Eukaryota; Fungi; Basidiomycota; Malasseziomycetes; Malasseziales; Malasseziaceae
Gene: RPL19
Product: 60S ribosomal protein L19
Exons: 2
Coding region: 1-588 (195 amino acids)
Biological process (GO): translation
Cellular component (GO): ribosome; cytosolic large ribosomal subunit
Molecular function (GO): RNA binding; structural constituent of ribosome
Source: RefSeq, a predicted model, not a curated record
AUGGUCAAUCUUCGUGUUCAAAGACGUCUGGCUGCUUCCGUCCUUGGUGUUGGCAAGCGCAAGGUUUGGCUCGACCCCGCCGAGCAGACCGACAUUGCCAACGCAAACUCGCGUGCGAAUGUCCGCAAAUUGAUUAAGGAUGGUCAGAUCAUCCGUAAGCCUGUUGUUUCGCACUCGCGUGAGCGCACCCGCAGGCUUCAUGUUGCUAAGCGCCUUGGUCGCCACACUGGUCCCGGUAAGCGGAAGGGUACCGCAAACGCUCGUUUCCCUACCAAAGUGCAGUGGAUGCGCCGUCAGCGUGUGCUGCGUCGCCUGCUCCGAAAGUACCGUGAGUCUGGCAAGAUUGACAAGCACUUGUACCACGAGCUCUACCUCAAGUCGAAGGGUAAUGUUUUCAAGAACAAGCGUGUCCUUAUGGAGCACAUCCACAAGGCCAAGGCCGAGAACCUCCGGUCCAAGCAUCUUGCCGAACAGAUGGAGGCCCGCCGUCUCCGCAACAGGACGUUGCGCGAGCGCCGCGCCCAGCGUGUUGCCGAGAAGCGUGCUGCUAUCAUCGCCAUCGAGCACGAGACGGAGGAGAAGCAGUAG